UCCGAAGCGUGGGAAUCGUCUUCGGAGAGGGACAGUGAAUUGUGGACAUGCGUCUCUGACUGCAUCGUCUGAUCGGGGGGGUUUGCUGCUGCUGGCAUUAGGUAUAUUUCUUGUGGCGCUCGUGUAAGUCUGCACGAAAUCUCCAAAGGCAGCCCCACCUGCACGCGCGAGGUGCGCGCCCGGAGCUCGUAUCGUCCUGUUGCGAGGCACCAGCAUCCCCGCGCUACACGUCUCUUUCUCAUCGCAUUCUCUGCGUUCUGCGUGAAGACAAACAAAGAGCGAGACAGGGGGAGAAAGACCGACCCAGUCAGCAGUAGUGAUCUUGCCGAGUCUUCGUCUUGAAGCUCCCCUUUCUGCUGACGGCACCGCCUGCUGGAGACUUUGUGGAAUGAGCAUAUGCGGCAGGAAAGCCCUGACGUUGCUGAGCAGCGUGUUCGCGGUGUGCGGCCUGGGGCUCCUGGGCAUCGCCGUCAGCACCGACUACUGGCUCUACCUGGAGGAGGGCGUCAUCCUGCCCCUCAACCAGAGCACCGAGAUCAAGAUGUCCCUGCACUCGGGUCUGUGGAGGGUCUGCUUCCUGGCGGAGACUCCAGCAGCUGACCGAGUGUUGCCUUCCGUUAAACCAGGGGAGGAGACCGGCCGCUGCUUCACCAUCGAGUACGUCAUGCCCAUGAACGUGCAGAUGACCUCCGAGUCGACAGUCAGCGUGCUGAAGAUGAUCCGCUCAGCCACACCCUUUCCCCUGGUCAGUCUCUUCUUCAUGUUUAUUGGCUUUGUGCUCAACAACAUCGGACACAUCCGCCCCCACCGCACCAUCCUGGCUUUUGUGUCAGGAAUCUUCUUCAUCCUCUCAGGUCUGUCCCUGGUCGUGGGCCUGGUGCUAUAUAUAUCCAGCAUCAAUGAUGAGGUGUUGAACAGAACCAAGAACAACGAGGCUUACUUCAGCUAUAAGUACGGCUGGUCUUUCGCCUUUGCUGCCAUCUCCUUCCUGCUCACGGAGACGGCAGGCGUGAUGUCCGUCUACCUGUUCAUGAAGAGGUACACGGCAGAGGAGAUGUACCGGCCGCACCCGGGCUUCUACCGGCCUCGCCUCAGCAACUGCUCCGACUACUCGGGCCAGUUCCUGCACCCGGACGCCUGGGUGCGCGGCCGCAGCCCCUCCGACAUCUCCAGCGAGGCCUCCCUGCAGAUGAACUCCAACUACCCCGCGCUGCUCAAGUGUCCCGACUACGACCAGAUGUCCUCGUCCCCUUGCUGAGUCCCGGGGCCCGGGCUGAGGGGUGCGCGCUGGCCCCCCGGGGAGGGAGAGUCAGAGAGGGUCUCCAGCAGACCGUAAGCUUAUAAACCAGGAAGGCCCAGCUGUAGGCAAAAGGGAGAGGAGUAACUGUGUGGCUGUGUCCUUUUUAGUUCCGUUGUAGUGUUGUAUACUGAGUUUUACACUUUGGGAGAUGGUGAUACAACAUUCCUGCUCCUCUCCAGGUUAUAACUUUAGCAUUUUGUGCAUUAGCAGUCUACAGAGAAAGGACCCUGUCCAAACACCUCUAUGAACAGCCUGUUUAGUUUUCUUCUUGUUUUUGAUUUUUUUUUUUUUCCUUAUCUGA
This is a messenger RNA of Megalops cyprinoides (Indo-Pacific tarpon), 1601 nucleotides long. RefSeq names its product voltage-dependent calcium channel gamma-5 subunit. The record is from RefSeq and is a predicted model, not a curated record. Lineage: Eukaryota; Metazoa; Chordata; Actinopteri; Elopiformes; Megalopidae. Gene Ontology annotation, biological process: postsynaptic neurotransmitter receptor diffusion trapping; calcium ion transport; positive regulation of synaptic transmission, glutamatergic. Gene Ontology annotation, cellular component: postsynaptic density membrane; AMPA glutamate receptor complex. The transcript is spliced from 7 exons. The coding region runs from base 389 to 1258 and encodes 289 amino acids. Gene Ontology annotation, molecular function: voltage-gated calcium channel activity; channel regulator activity.